AGGUGACUCCACUUGGCCACUCCUAGCGGCGUAUGUAUGUAUGUUUAACAAAGAGCAAUCGUGCAAUCAAUACAACUACGUCCUUUCUUGGGAGAUUAUUGUCUACAUAUGUUCACUGGGCCGUGACAAAAGAUGACAAAUUUUCCCUAUUGGCCCGGAACCCCUAAAUGUACUACAAUCCAUUUUAACUUGACGUAUGUAUGCAUGUAGCUUAUCCCCAGUUCUGGUCAGAAUUAUUUAUUAUCGGACACAAUUACUACAUAACUCAAAUCAUGCUGUAAUUGUAAGUCCAAUAAUUUAUUAUCUCUUGAUUGAUUAAUCGAUUACACCCAGUAAAGGUGAUCGGUUUCAUAAGUUAUUAUUUUACAUUUACUGUCCACCCAAUUCGUUUGCAUCCAAGGACAUUACGAGAUUUUAUAACCAUUUGUAAUCUUAUUCUCAAGUUCAGUCUUUUCCUGAUUCUUUGACCUGAUGUACAUGUCGCCGUCUCAAUUAUACAAAUAUUUUAUCUUACUUAAUAUGUACUUCUCAAUUUUACCUUUUCUAAUUGUAUGAAAGGACAAAAUACCGAUAUGAUAACAUAAUGUGUCUCCUUACUUCUUAUCAAAUUAUCCUAAUUCAAUUAACCUUCAAAAUGUAAUUUAACCAAUGCUCAACCAAUAUUCUUGGCCACUCUUCUCAAGCUUACCUUACGAGCCACAUCAGCCCAAUUCAUUUUAAGUUCUAACCAUUUUUAUGUAUGACAAGGCUUGUUUUUUUUUUUUAAACUGAAGUAAAACACAUUGAGCAAAAUUAACUUAACAAGCUGUCCGAGAACUCUUAAUUUCCUAAAAAGUCUGUCCUUCUCAAAACCACGCCAUCAUCAUCACAAAAUCUUCCAUCCUCAAAUCACACCCACAUCAUUUUUGGUCUCUAUCGAACCGGAUUACAGUGAAUUCAAACUCUAAAAAGUGCGUGAAAAGUGAUUUGAGUACGUUUCGAAAUAGACAUGGCUCCAUACAAAGAAAUUGAGAAGGCACGAAAAGAACGAGAAAGAGCUCAACACACCAUUGAAUGGCUCGAGAAGAAGCUGGCCGAUCAUCCUACUAAUCCAAUAACCGUUGGUAAAGUUGACAAUUAUUUGCAAACCGUCGCCCGGAAUCAAGCAACAGUUGAAGAAACAUUCGAGAGAAUUGUCAUCAAUUGCGACCCUAUCGACCUUACGCCCCACAAGGAUGAGUACGAACAGCUAAUGGACAGAGUGAUGGAGUUGAGCAGCCAAUUCCAAAUCAUCAAGGUUUCAUUGGCUCCAACCACGCCCACACCUACGGCAAGCACAGGAGCAGCUCCGCGAGUGGACAUCCGGUUGCCAAAACUAACACUUCCCACUUUCGACGGGAAGAUAGAAGAAUGGACAUCGUUCCGCGACAUGUUCAGUACAGCAAUUCACACCAACGCACACCUAUCAAAUACUCAGAAACUUGCAUAUCUGAAGACCCAACUGAAAGGAGAAGCAGCGAGACUCAUCCAAUCAUUGGUCAUCAGCGACGCCAAUUAUGAUAUCGCCUGGAAACAGCUAGGAGACCGGUAUCAGAACGAUCGUCAGUUACUCUUUGCUAUUUUAAAGCGACUCAUCAAUCAGGCCCCAAUCGUAAGCCCCACAUCGACUACUCUUCGUUCCCUUGUUGACGUUAGCGGCGAGUGCAUCAGGUCACUGGAGAUCCUGGGACAACCCGUACAACAAUGGGAUUCAAUCCUGCUAUUCACUCUCUACCAGAAAUUGGACGCACACUCCAAGGAACUGUAUGAGCAGAGUCUGAAAGAUAGCAGCGUCCCUCCCCUGCAGGGAUUAUUCGAGUUCCAGGGCGCUAGAAGCGGCUGGCCCCAAAGAAGUUACUCAAAUUAUCAAGCCAUUUGAUAAGCAACAGCAAGCUCCCAA
This is a messenger RNA of Folsomia candida, 1918 nucleotides long. RefSeq lists its product as uncharacterized. The transcript has 2 exons. The coding region runs from base 989 to 1897 and encodes 302 amino acids. Lineage: Eukaryota; Metazoa; Arthropoda; Collembola; Entomobryomorpha; Isotomidae. The record is from RefSeq and is a predicted model, not a curated record.